AUGCAGUCAUGUGGAAAUGUGGAUGAUGAUAUACUAUUGAUAUUGCCGCUUCUGAUCGACUUCCCGGAACCUACAACCACUUUCAGCAAGGUGGGGAUCGAGAACUCACCAGGUCAAAUAAUCCAAUGGAAGGACCAUCCAUACCUCGCCUUGGACAACAACUGUUUCGGGUUCUUCUACAGUCGGGACGAGAUCGGAGGCGCGGCCAUCGAAAUUGGAGUAGUUUUUAAAUUGAGGCGGUCGUUGUUCUUGAGACCGACGUAUUCCAGUUCAAAGGAAAACUUGACAAGGAAGAAAUGGAAUUUCUUGUUCAAGGAAGGUAUCGAACAAAGCUACUCAUCUUAUACGCGUGCCUCCGCGUUGAUGACGCCUCGCGCGUUCACGUGCAACGUCGGCUUACCCUACCCCUGCUCCACCACCGUGACUGCACAUUCUGCUCAAACUCUCUUCUUGAAUGCAGCCGCUGCCCAUGAUUUCGUGUUCUGGAUCGUUGGUCUUCGUUAUUGUAGUACAUUUUCAAUAUUAUCGGCCCACUUGAAUAGGCAUUUAUUAGAAAAGGUGUCGAUCGCGGUAUCAAAGUGGUUAUUGCGCAAGCUUUCCAGGCUCGUGCGUAUUCACCCAUCUCCAUUCCUCUGCCGACCCUCCAUGGAUGAUGUUAAUGCCGCAACAUGCACAGAUAUCCUGAUUUCCGGCACUCUAGGGCUACGAUGA
This is a messenger RNA of Lindgomyces ingoldianus, 711 nucleotides long. RefSeq lists its product as uncharacterized. The transcript is spliced from 4 exons. The record is from RefSeq and is a predicted model, not a curated record. NCBI's taxonomy places the organism in Eukaryota, Fungi, Ascomycota, Dothideomycetes, Pleosporales, Lindgomycetaceae. The coding region runs from base 1 to 711 and encodes 236 amino acids.